Messenger RNA from Varanus komodoensis (Komodo dragon), 3513 nucleotides. It is a transcript of the gene LAMC2, whose product is annotated as laminin subunit gamma 2. The record is from RefSeq and is a predicted model, not a curated record. Gene Ontology annotation, molecular function: extracellular matrix structural constituent. The coding region runs from base 1 to 3513 and encodes 1170 amino acids. Lineage: Eukaryota; Metazoa; Chordata; Lepidosauria; Squamata; Varanidae. The transcript has 23 exons.
AUGCCUCUGCACUGGUUCGUCACUCUGAGCUGCCUUGCAGUUUCUCUCCUCCUCCCUGCAGCUGUUGGCACCCAAAGAAGAAAAGUUUGUGAUUGCAAUGGGAAAUCCAGCCAGUGCAUGUGGGACCUGCAGUUGCUCAGAGAAACAGGGAACGGAUACCGGUGCCUCAACUGUGCUGACCACACGGAGGGAGCGAACUGUGAGAGGUGCAAGGAAGGCUUCUUUCGCCGGCAUCCUCGAGAGCGUUGCAUGCCCUGCAGGUGUGACCCCACAGGUUCUGCCGGUGUCCAGUGUGACGUGCAUGGACGAUGCCGCUGCAAGCGCGGCGUCACAGGCGAUAAAUGUGAGCGGUGCCAAGACGGUUUCCAGUCUUUCUCAGAGGCCGGCUGCAGUGCAGUGGCGCACACCCAGCUCUCCAGGUGUGAUUGCAAUCCUGCAGGAAGCACCGGUCAGUGCGUUUCCAGGCGCUGUGUCUGCAAGGCAGCCGCUGCAGGAGAUCGAUGCGACAGCUGCAAGCAGGGCUAUUAUAACCUCGAUGCAGGAAACCCCGAGGGCUGCUCUCGGUGCUUCUGUUAUGGGCACUCCAGUACAUGCUCCAGUGCUGAAAAUUAUAGUAUCCAUAAAAUCUCCUCGACCUUCCAACAAGGUGAUGAGGGCUGGCAAGCUCAAGGAAACGGGUCCCCUUUGCAGCUCCAGUGGUCUCCACAUCACAAGGAAAUUUACGUGGCAACAAGACAGAAGGAUCCCAUUUAUUUCGUGGCUCCAGCCAGGUUCCUUGGGAAGCAGCAACUGAGUUAUGGGCAGAUGCUGUUCUUCAAUUACCGUGUGAACAAACCUGGACGACGUCCUUCACAGCAGGAUGUAGUCCUGGAGGGCGCUGGCUUCAGAGUCACUUCCCCACUCAUGCCCAAUGGAAAGGUGCUGCCUUGUCAAGCUCGCAAGACCUACACAUUCAGGUUGGAUGAGCACCCGAGUAGCAACUGGAGUCCGAGGCUGACGAGCACAGAAUUCCAUCAAUUAAUUGAUAACCUGACAGCUCUUCGGAUCAGAGCCACUUAUGGAGACAGCACGGGGUACCUCAGCAACGUCAUCCUGGUCUCAGCACAGCCCGGAGCUGGCCCCAUGGCCCCCUGGGUGGAGCAGUGCGAAUGCCCGAGCGGAUACCAGGGGCAGUUCUGCCAGAGAUGUGCUCCCGGGUACCGGAGAGAGAAUUCUGCUGGACGGGGGGCUCUCGGCGACUGCAUCCCGUGCAACUGCCAGGGUGGCGGAACGUGUGAUCCGGACACUGGAGAUUGCUACUCUGGAGAUGAAAACAGGGAGCUGAGAAGCACUGCCUGCCCGAGCGGCUUCUACAGCCUUCCCUGGGACCCACAGAGCUGCCGGCCUUGUCCCUGCCAAAGCGGCUACGGCUGUACGGUGCUGCCCGGGACACACGAAGUGGUUUGCGAUAGCUGCCCCCUGGGAACGAGUGGACCUCGCUGUGAAUUGUGUGCGGAUGGCUAUUUUGGAGACCCCUUGGGCGAGCGCGGCCUGACGCAGCCCUGCCAGGCAUGCCGGUGCAGCACCGAUGACCCCAAUGCAUCCGAGGUGUGCAACCCGUUGACCGGGAAGUGCCAGUGCAAGGCUGGGUUCUUCGGAGACCCUUCGUCCCCAGACCCAGCAGAGAAAUGCCGAGCCUGCAACUGCAAUUCCGUGGGUUCGGAGCCUCUGCAGUGUCGCAGUGAUGGAAGCUGCAUUUGCAAGCCGGGAUUCGAAGGGCCAAGCUGCGAGCACAACCGAUGUCCGGCCUGCUAUAGUCAAGUAAAAGCUCAGGUUGAUCAGUACCUCCAGCAGCUGCGGGGACUCGAAGCCCUCAUCCAGCAGGCGCAGUUCACCGGAGAACAAGUAGAAAAUGCAGAGCUAGAGAGGAAAAUGAGCGAGGUGGAGGAAAUGCUUCAGCAGGUCCUGAGAGAAGCUCGGAGCUUGCAAGCUUCCGAUAGGUCUCUGGGGAGCCGGGGGUCCAAGCUGAAGGCACAAGAGCUGGCCUACCAGGGUCACUUGGAUGAGAUCCGCGAGACGGCCCGCAGGCUGCAGUCCCUGGGCAGCCAGUACCAGAGCCAGGUGCAAGACACCAGGAGGUUCCUCGAGAGAGUCCGCCUGGAUCUGAAGCAAAGCCAGGCCAGACUGGAAGGCCAGAUCAUUCCAUCCCCCGGCUCUGCUGGAAGCACAGGCACAUUUAUAAACCUUGCCCAAGAAGCCUUGAAGUUAGCGAACAGUCACACACAGAUGGCAAACACGAUAGAGCAAGCAGCCAAAGCGGCCGAAGACGCCUCGAAACAAGCGCUGGCCUUCCUGCAGUCGUCGACGGGCGGAAAAGGCAUCCUGGCCAACUCCGUGCAAGGCCUCCGCAGAAAAUAUGAAGAAGCAAAGUUGCUCUCAAGCGAACUGGAGGCUGAUGCCAACAGAGCAGCAUCCAGUGCUGACGGGGCCUACCAGGGCAGCCAGUCGCUCCUCCUUUCUCUGGCUCAGCUAUCAAAGAUUGACACUGCCCUCUUCCAGAAAGAGGCCAGACAGCUCCAGCAGAAAGCAGACUCUCUGACAGGCUUGGUAGAAAUGCACAUGGCAGAGUACAAGCAGUUACAAAGCAGCUUGGCAAAUUGGGAGGAAGAGAUGAAAGGACUCUUGCAAAAAGGACAAAAUGACAAAGUGGCUUCAGCCCAGCUUUUGUCCCGAGCCAACCUGGCCAAGACUUCGGCCCAGCAGGCCCUGAGUGCAGGCAAUGCCACCUUGGCCGACGUCGAUGGCAUCCUGAAGAGUUUGAGGGAGUUCACACUUCAAGUGGGCGACAAACAAGAAGAGGCCACGGAGGCCAUGCAAAGACUUCCUCUCAUCAGCAACAUGGUGGCCGGUGCCAACGAAAAGACCAGGCGGGCCGAGGCGGCCCUGGACGCUGCCACCGCAGAAGCCCAGGCAGCCAGGAGACUGGCCGGGGAGGCCAAGGAGAUGGCUCAGGGCAUCAAUCAGGAUGUGGGGCGGCUGGCCCUGGAAGCCAACAGGUCAGCAGACGGAGUGCUGGCCUUGGAGAGGGGGAUCGCGUCUCUGCGUCAAGAGGCCAAAGGCAAGGAAGACGCGCUGUACCGGAAGACCCUUGAGCUCGAUGCGGAGGCCAGCACGGCCCAGGAGGUCCUUCAGCAGUCCCAGAGAGCCAGGGCAGCAGCCGGAGGAGCUGGAAGUGUCGUCCAAGAAAUGCUCCGGGCCCUAGAAGACCUCCUGCGUAUGAUGGACCAACCCGAGGCCGUGGAUGAGCACGGUGUCAACUUGCUUGAAAUGGAUCUCAGGAGGGCCAGAGCGAGACACAGCCAGCUGAAAGAGCUCCUGCUGCAGCUGGAGGGAACAGCCAGCCAGCAGAAACGUCGGAUCCAGACGCUGGAGCAGAGCAUCCAUGAGAUCCUCGCAGAUAUCAAGAACCUGGAGGGCAUCCGGGACAACCUCCCUCCAAAGUGUUAUAACAUCCAGCCCAUCGAGACACCAUGA